CGAAAAGUGGUUUAUCGAGAUUUAAAACUGGAAAACAUUUUGUUGGACGAAGAUGGACAUAUUAAGCUAACCGAUUUUGGCCUGAGUAAAGAGCUUACGGAGGAUGAGCUGCACAGAGCCAAUUCGUACUGUGGCACCAUCGAAUACAUGGCACCGGAAGUCGUGGAACGGACGCCAGGAGGUUACGAUGAGAUAGUCGAUUGGUGGAGUCUUGGUGUCAUUGCUUUUGAACUACUCACUGGUUGUUCUCCUUUCACAGUCGACGGACAUUCGAACACGAGCAAGGAUAUUGCAAAAAGGAUACUGACAAAACGCGUGCCAUUCCCACGAAAUUUUGACAAACUUGCAACGGACUUCAUCAGUCGUUUACUCGAGAAAUCAGCAAGACGUCGUUUAGGCCGAAAAGGUGUGGAAGAGAUCAAAAAACAUCCAUUUCUUGCUGACACUGAUUGGGAGAAAUGUGAGCUUCGUGAACUGGAACCACCAAUUAUUCCUGUAGUCGCGAGUGAGGUAAGAGUGCACAGAUAUAGCACCAACCUAAUCUAUAUGCAGUGA
Gongylonema pulchrum is the source of this 555-nucleotide messenger RNA. The record is from the annotation of a GenBank genome assembly. NCBI's taxonomy places the organism in Eukaryota, Metazoa, Nematoda, Chromadorea, Rhabditida, Gongylonematidae.